AUGAUUCGGUCCAUCCAAGCAGCCAAGCGAUUAGAUUCAAGAGAAAACCCCACUGUUCAAGUGGACCUGACGAUAGAUAAAGGCAAGUCGACACCAAGCACUUUCCGCGCUCUCGUUCCUUCUGGUGCUUCUACAGGCGCGAGUGAAGCUACCGAGUUAAGGGAUAACAAGCCGUCUGUUUAUGGCAGGAAGGGUGUAGAUACAACAGUACAGAAUGUAGAGAAGGUUAUUGCACCUGCUUUGAUCAAGAGUGGGCUCAGGGUAGAUACGGACCAGAGAAAGAUCGAUGCGCUCCUCAAGCACUUAGACGGUACCAAGAAUAAAAGUAAACUGGGAGCCAAUGCUAUCCUGGGGACUAGUAGGGCAUGUGCUAGAGCAGGGGCAGCGUAUUUGGAUAUACCCCUGUACGAGUUCCUUCGCCAGGAAUCAGGAGCAAAGAAGCCUUACGUGAUGCCCGUUCCAUUCUUCAAUGUACUUAACGGGGGAGUGCAUUCGGGCAACAAGUUGGCAUUUCAGGAGACCAUGAUUGCUCCCGUCGGCGCCACUUCUAUUACCGAAGCCGUACGUAUGGGCAGCGAAGUCUACCAGCAGCUUAAGAAAAUCAUUGUCAAGAAAUUCGGUCCCGCAGCGGCCGGCGUUGGUGAUGAAAGAGGAUUUGCUCCGCCAAUUUCGCAGCCCCACGAAGCUCUUGAGCUUCUUACCGAAGCUGUUGCAGACUGCGGAUAUAGUGACAAGGUUAGGUUUGCUAUUGAUCCUGCCUCAAGUGAGUUUUUCCGGGAUGGAAAGUAUGAUCUCGGAUUCAAGGGCAGCACUUCAGAUGACCGGACUCCAAAGCAGCUCAGGGAGUUGUAUCGUUCAUUGCUGGAAAAGUAUCCUAUUGUAUUGCUUGAGGACCCCUUUUCAGAGAACGACUGGGACAAUUGGAACGAGUUUAACAAAGGAUGUGAAGUUGAUUUGGUCGGGGAUGACUUGCUAGUUAAAAACACGGAAUAUGUACAGGAGGCAAACGACAAAAAAGCAUGCAAUUCUAUGUUGCUCAAGAUCAACCAAAUCGGAACCAUCGCGGAAGCAAUUGCAGCUGCAAAUCUGGCUUACAGUUUCAACUGGAGCGUUUUUGUGUCACAUCGGUCCGGUGAAACUCUUGAUGACUUUAUUGCAGACCUUGCGGUUGGUCUUCGGGCCGGUCACUUGAAGUCUGGCGCACCUUGCCGUGGGGAGAGGGUCGCUAAGUACAAUCGACUUUUGGAUAUUGAGGCAGAUCUCAGGGCCAAGGGCGAGACCAGUCUGUAUGCUGGUACUCAGUUUCGGGUGGCACACAAGAUAUAG
Molecule: messenger RNA, 1326 nt
Organism: Aspergillus chevalieri
Lineage: Eukaryota; Fungi; Ascomycota; Eurotiomycetes; Eurotiales; Aspergillaceae
Product: enolase
Exons: 5
Coding region: 1-1326 (441 amino acids)
Biological process (GO): glycolytic process
Cellular component (GO): phosphopyruvate hydratase complex
Molecular function (GO): phosphopyruvate hydratase activity; magnesium ion binding
Source: RefSeq, a predicted model, not a curated record